Molecule: messenger RNA, 819 nt
Organism: Branchiostoma floridae (Florida lancelet)
Lineage: Eukaryota; Metazoa; Chordata; Leptocardii; Amphioxiformes; Branchiostomatidae
Exons: 7
Coding region: 1-819 (272 amino acids)
Source: RefSeq, a predicted model, not a curated record
AUGAAGGGUGGUAAGACCAGACAGCGGCGCCAGGGAGCCAAAGUCUCGGACAAACACGGCAUUCAGAACGGUUUGGGCGAGACGGGUGGUGCCCCGGAAAGGGGUACAGGUGGGAACGGCGAUGCCCUUAGCAAGAGUCCCGACGUUACCUGGCACCGGCGGCAGGACGUGUUAGUGUGGGCGGGCGGGAUGGUCUUCAUCGCUGCGCUCAUGGUCCUCGUCAACGCGCUGGGGAAGUACAGUAUCGGGCUAGAUUUGGGAACGGGCAGACUUGUUUGUUUUUUUUCCAGGGGCUGGAACGCGCCGAAUGGAUUCUUCUAUGACGAGGCCAACACGACCCGAGAGAGGUUCCUUCCCGAACCGUUUGUUCAGGAGCCGGGGGUGAAGGGGAGGUACGGGGUGGAACCUGUGAUACGCUGGUACUUUUGGAAGCUCCGCCCAGAACUGGUGACUCCAUGGACGCGUCUGUUUGUGUGGGCCUGUUACACCGUCCAUCAGCUGCUGGCCUGGUGGCUCCUGUACCUGGCACAGGUGAACAAACAGUCACAGAAGGGAAAGAAGUACUCCACACAGCUGAGUAAGUACAACUGGGCAGCUGUGGCCGUGCACACCUUCUUCCACAUGCUGCACCUGGCGCAAACUCACCUGACGUACGACGCUACCGCACAGGACGUGUCCAUAUUCAGCUCACAGGGCUCUGUUAUUGUGGCCCUCCUGUUGAUGAUGGUGGUCGAGUUUCAGGACAGAGGAGUGCUCUUUGGCUGGCCCUCCGGCAGCAGUACAGGUACAUGCUAUAUCUUCUUCUUCUUAUGUGCUUAA